UUGUUCUUCAGAAAAAAAAAUGGUUAUUUCUUUGAACUCAUGCCUGAGCUUUAUUUGUUUAUUGUUAUGCCACUGGAUUGGGACAUCAUCACCUCUGAAUCUCGAAGACCCUAAUGUGUGUAGCCACUGGGAAAGCUAUUCGGUGACUGUGCAAGAGUCAUACCCACAUCCCUUUGAUCAAAUUUACUACACGAGCUGCACUGACAUUCUAAACUGGUUUAAAUGCACACGACACAGAAUAAGUUAUCGGACAGCCUAUCGACAUGGGGAGAAGACUAUGUAUAGGCGCAAGUCUCAGUGUUGCCCUGGAUUUUAUGAAAGCGGGGAAAUGUGUGUCCCCCACUGUGCUGAUAAAUGUGUCCACGGUCGCUGUAUUGCUCCAAACACCUGUCAGUGUGAGCCUGGCUGGGGAGGGACCAACUGCUCCAGUGCCUGCGAUGGUGAUCACUGGGGUCCCCACUGCACUAGCCGGUGCCAGUGCAAAAAUGGGGCUCUGUGCAACCCCAUCACUGGGGCUUGCCACUGCGCUGCAGGCUUCCGGGGCUGGCGCUGCGAGGACCGCUGUAAGCAGGGCACCUAUGGUAACGACUGUCACCAGAGAUGCCAGUGCCAGAAUGGAGCCACCUGCGACCACAUCACGGGGGAAUGCCGCUGCCCACCAGGAUAUACCGGAGCCUUCUGUGAGGAUCUUUGUCCUCCUGGUAAACAUGGUCCACAGUGUGAGCAGAGAUGCCCUUGCCAAAAUGGAGGAGUGUGUCAUCAUGUCACCGGAGAAUGCUCUUGCCCUGCUGGCUGGAUGGGCACAGUGUGUGGUCAGCCUUGCCCUGAGGGUCGCUUUGGAAAGAACUGUUCCCAAGAAUGCCAGUGCCAUAAUGGAGGGACGUGUGAUGCUGUCACAGGCCAAUGUCAUUGCAGUCCAGGAUACACAGGGGAACGGUGCCAGGAUGAGUGUCCUGUUGGGACCUAUGGUGUUCGCUGUGCUGAGGCCUGCCGGUGUGUCAAUGGAGGGAAGUGUUACCAUGUGAGCGGUGCAUGCCUCUGCGAAGCAGGCUUUGAGGGCGAGCGCUGUGAAGCACGCCUGUGUCCCGAGGGGCUCUACGGCAUCAAAUGUGACAAACGGUGCCCCUGCCACCUGGACAACACUCACAGCUGUCACCCCAUGUCUGGAGAGUGUGCCUGCAAGCCGGGCUGGUCAGGACUCUACUGUAAUGAAACAUGCUCUCCUGGAUUCUAUGGGGAAGCUUGCCAGCAGAUCUGCAGCUGCCAAAAUGGGGCAGACUGUGACAGUGUGACUGGAAAGUGCACCUGUGCCCCAGGAUUCAAAGGAAUUGACUGCUCUACCCCAUGCCCUCUGGGAACCUACGGGAUAAACUGUUCCUCUCGCUGUGGCUGUAAAAAUGAUGCAGUCUGCUCUCCUGUAGAUGGGUCUUGUACUUGCAGGGCAGGAUGGCACGGGGUGGACUGCUCCAUCAGAUGUCCCAGUGGCACAUGGGGCUUUGGCUGUAACUUAACAUGCCAGUGCCUCAACGGGGGAGCCUGCAACACCCUGGACGGGACCUGCACGUGUGCACCUGGGUGGCGUGGGAAGAAAUGCGAACUUCACUGCCAGGAUGGCACGUAUGGGCUGAACUGUGCUGAGCGCUGUGACUGCAGCCACGCCGAUGGCUGCCACCCUACCACAGGCCAUUGCCGCUGCCUCCCUGGAUGGUCAGGUGUCCACUGUGAUAGCGUGUGUGCUGAGGGACGCUGGGGCCCCAACUGCUCCCUGCCCUGCUACUGUAAAAAUGGGGCUUCGUGCUCCCCCGACGAUGGCAUCUGCGAGUGUGCACCAGGCUUCCGAGGCACCACUUGUCAGAGGAUCUGCUCCCCCGGUUUUUAUGGGCAUCGCUGCAGCCAGACAUGUCCACAGUGUGUUCACAGCAGUGGGCCCUGCCACCACAUCACCGGCCUGUGUGACUGCUUGCCUGGCUUCACAGGCGCCCUCUGCAAUGAAGUGUGUCCCAGUGGCAGAUUUGGGAAAAACUGUGCAGGAAUUUGUACCUGCACCAACAAUGGAACCUGUAACCCCAUUGACAGAUCGUGUCAGUGUUACCCGGGUUGGAUCGGCAGUGACUGCUCUCAGCCAUGUCCACCUGCCCACUGGGGCCCAAACUGCAUCCACACGUGCAAUUGCCACAAUGGAGCUUUCUGCAGCGCCUACGAUGGGGAAUGUAAAUGCACUCCUGGCUGGACGGGGCUCUACUGCACUCAGAGAUGUCCUCUGGGGUUUUAUGGAAAAGACUGUGCGCUGAUAUGUCAAUGUCAAAACGGAGCUGACUGCGACCACAUCUCUGGGCAGUGUACCUGCCGCACUGGGUUCAUGGGACGGCACUGUGAGCAGAAGUGCCCUGCAGGAACAUAUGGCUACGGCUGUCGCCAGUUAUGUGACUGUCUGAACAACUCCACCUGCGACCAUAUCACCGGGACCUGUUACUGCAGCCCUGGAUGGAAGGGUGCAAGAUGUGAUCAAGCUGGUGUUAUCAUUGUUGGAAAUCUGAACAGCUUAAGCCGAACCAGCACUGCUCUCCCUGCUGAUUCCUACCAGAUCGGGGCCAUUGCGGGCAUCAUCAUUCUUGUCCUAGUUGUUCUCUUCCUACUGGCAUUGUUCAUUAUUUAUAGACACAAGCAGAAGGGAAAGGACUCAAGCAUGCCAGCAGUUACCUACACCCCUGCUAUGAGGGUCAUCAAUGCAGAUUAUACCAUUUCAGGAACCCUUCCUCACAGCAAUGGUGGAAACGCUAAUAGCCAUUACUUCACCAAUCCCAGUUACCACACGCUCACCCAGUGUGCCACAUCUCCUCACGUCAACAACAGGGACAGGAUGACCGUCACGAAGUCAAAAAACAAUCAACUGUUUGUGAAUCUUAAAAAUGUGAACCCUGGGAAGAGAGGCCCCGUGGGGGACUGCACUGGGACAUUGCCGGCAGACUGGAAGCAUGGCGGCUACCUCAACGAGCUCGGUGCUUUUGGACUUGACAGAAGCUAUAUGGGAAAAUCCUUAAAAGACCUGGGAAAGAAUUCUGAAUAUAAUUCAAGUAACUGCUCCCUAAGCAGUUCUGAAAACCCAUAUGCCACCAUUAAAGACCCACCUGUACUUAUCCCUAAAAACUCAGAGUGUGGUUAUGUGGAGAUGAAAUCACCAGCACGAAGAGAUUCCCCAUAUGCAGAGAUCAAUAACUCAACUUCAGCCAACAAGAAUGUCUAUGAAGUUGAACCUACAGUGAGUGUUGUUCAAGGAGCAUUCAGCAAUAAUGGGCAUCUCACCCAGGAUCCAUACGACCUCCCAAAGAACAGUCACAUCCCUUGUCAUUAUGACCUGCUGCCAGUCCGAGACAGUUCAUCCUCCCCCAAGCGAGAGGACAGUGGCAGCAGCAGCAGCAGCAGCAGUGAAUGACACCAAAGGACCACUUGGUAGCCACUGGAAUACUUUCCAGAACUGCAAUUUGUUUCUUCUCCAUCCUCAAUUGUGCCACUUUCAUGUGAAUGUUAAUCAACUCCAGUAGGCAACUGUUGGACAUGAACCAGAAAGCUCGAAGCUGAGGCUGCAACUGUUGGAUAUGAACCAGAAAUUUCAAGGCUGAGGCUGACACCGACGAUAGGUGCUUUUCGUUCAAGUGGCUUUGAAGGAGUUAGAGAUGUGAUUUGCCAUUGCUGUUAGAUUUAGAACUAUCCCCGUGAAGCAUGACUUAUUGUAAGAUGUUGGCUGAAAUCAUGAACUUGCAGAACUCCCUCGGAGACACAGAUGGCAGUGGACAUUGACGUUGCCUGAAAAAUUAAAAGUUGAGUAUUUUCUUUCUCAUUUGCAUCAUAUAGAGCUGUACCUAAGAUUGUACAGUUUACCAUAAAACUUACUUCAGGAAAGUGGGAAUCACUGAACAUGUAGAAGGAAAGAAACGUGUUGUCAAGUCCUUAUUCUUAACUUUAUUCAGCUGGACUCAGAAUUGUAGGGAUAAUAUGAAUGCAAGAGGAAACAUUCUGUCAGGUGGCGUAACUGGAUAAACUUUGAAUAUACUCUAAAAGUGGACAGAAAACUUAAACAUGAAAAUCUUAGAUUUUGUUUUGAAUGAGAAGAUAUAUAAUUAGAAUUAUUGCAGAAAUACUAGUAAGUAUUGCAGAAGUCAAUACACAAAUGUUACAGGCAGAGGUGGUUUUUCUCUCUAUUUGACCCUCUACAACUUCGGAUCUAUGACAUUAUUCUGAUCACUGGCUCCAUCAUACAUAUUCACCACUUGAGAUUCAUAACAUAUCAGUAAUUAUUUCAUAAAGAAAUGAUUUUAUUUUUGACAGACUGGAUGGAAUGAGUGUGUAAUGAUUGAUAAAGGUUGUAAAUUUUAAGUGCAAGACGAUGCUUAAGUUUUGUAAACCAUUAGUAAUACAUGCUGUAAUAUAGAAUUAGCAGAACAUUUUGAUUAAUUUUUCCCUAGAGGUGACUGAAAUAUUUUUGUGCAUAUUUGAGAAAGGGCACUUUCCUUUUAUUAAUUGUCGAUUUAGAGAAACUAUGCUUAAGCUGGUCUUUUGCAUCGCUAAUGUGACAUGUAUCCCACUUUUCAUUAAUUUGUAUUUCCAUUUUUAAGUUGCAUAUUCUAUGUUUUGUAGUGUUUGGAUUGUUAAUGAAAAAAUAUUAUAUGUUCAUUGUUCCUUGUAUUAUUGCCGCUCAUCUUUUGAUUGAUAAAAAUGCAUUGUUCUUUUUUCUUUUGGAGGGACAAGAUGAAAAUAUAUAAUUUGAAUGGAU
This is a messenger RNA of Saimiri boliviensis boliviensis (Bolivian squirrel monkey), 4771 nucleotides long. It is a transcript of the gene MEGF10, whose product is annotated as multiple EGF like domains 10. Gene Ontology annotation, molecular function: scavenger receptor activity; protein binding. Gene Ontology annotation, cellular component: membrane. NCBI's taxonomy places the organism in Eukaryota, Metazoa, Chordata, Mammalia, Primates, Cebidae. Gene Ontology annotation, biological process: heterophilic cell-cell adhesion. The record is from RefSeq and is a predicted model, not a curated record.